AUGCAGUUGUACUUGUUUGUCAUCGCCACAGUUGUUGGCUACGUCGCUUGUUACGAUGUAAGUAAUAGCUGAAAGUUAUCAGUCAUCCAUAUUACUAUGUAAUAAGUAGGUGACCGCUACUUUUUUACUUGUAGCCAAACUGGGAGUCACUGGACUCUUGCCCUUGUCCUGAAUGGUUCGACAAGUCAAAGCCUGGUAUCUUCGUACAUUGGGGAAUGUACUCAGUGCCAGCCUAUGCUACAGAAUGGAUCUCCCGCUACUGGGCUGACAAACACAAAGACGUCCUGGACUUUAUCAACAGAAACUUCCCAGGCCAAAGUUACGGUGAUCUGGCCUCUAAAGUAAGAUAUCAUUAUAGGUUCUUUACUUUUCAAUAUAAGUUAUAACAUACAUAUAAUAGAUUGAUAGUGAAAAUUCAAAACCACUUUUUAGUUUUCUGCUGCUGAUUUCACUGGAAAAGGAUCCGCCGACAUCGUGAAGGCAUCUGGAGCAAAGUAAGUUUAGAAUAGAUACUGUACGUUAUUGACUUCGUAUGAUUCAAAGCUAGAAUAAUACGACGUACAAAAAUUGUAUCAAUGUUAACCUUCAGAUACUUCGUCGUAACAUCCAAACACCACGAUGGCUACACCCUCUGGCCUUCCACGACCUCGCUGAACUGGAACGCUGUGGACAUUGGAGCUCAUCGUGACCUAAUUCAAGAAUUCAAAGAAGGAAUCACUGAAGCUGGCAUCCAUUUCGGCCUCUACUUUUCUCAGAUGGACUGGUUCCACCAUCUUUACAUCUCAGACCCACACAACAAGACUACCUUGUACACAGAUCAGGUCUCCCUAGUUCAGAUGAGGGAACUGAUUCACAACUACGAACCUGACCUUCUGUGGAGCGACGGCGAUUGGGAACGACCAGACACCUACUGGAAGGCUACUCAAUUCAUCGCUUGGUUGUUCAACGACAGGUAUUCGUAUUGUUUUAGGUAACACUCAUCGCUUAUGGUUAAUUUAGCCCUGUGAAAGAUAAGAUUGUUGUAAACGAUCGAUGGGGAGCCGGUAUUCCUGGUCAUCACGGUAGCUACAUCACUGGCACUGACAAGUUUAUGCCAGGAAAGUUAUUGAAACGGAAGUGGUAA
This is a messenger RNA of Bursaphelenchus okinawaensis, 1123 nucleotides long. NCBI's taxonomy places the organism in Eukaryota, Metazoa, Nematoda, Chromadorea, Rhabditida, Aphelenchoididae. The record is from the annotation of a GenBank genome assembly.